Agrilus planipennis (emerald ash borer) is the source of this 2042-nucleotide messenger RNA. RefSeq lists its product as uncharacterized. The record is from RefSeq and is a predicted model, not a curated record. The coding region runs from base 651 to 1850 and encodes 399 amino acids. Lineage: Eukaryota; Metazoa; Arthropoda; Insecta; Coleoptera; Buprestidae. The transcript has 5 exons.
AUGUAAUGUCUUAGAAUAUAUGCAAAGUUACUUAAGAGGGAACCCCCUUCUCUUUGAACACUUAGACCUUACAUGCUACCAGUUUUAUUAGAGCAUCGAAAAAGACCACGAUCAGGCUUAUUGAAAGUUCAUUAACAAUACAUUUCAAAUGCAAAUCGUAUCGAGUUAGCAUACCUCUUUUAUGAGUUUAUACAGUGAAACUUUUCUGUUCAUAAAACAAUAUUUAUCUAUUCAAAAAGAACAGAAAUAUAUUUAAAGAUUCGGAAAAUGUAGUGUAGUGAUUUGUGGUGUCCAAAAGGCUUUUAGAAUGAACCUCGUAAAUCUAUUGGAAUUGCAGGUUUUGUAUACAUUUUGCUCUUAUUUGCAAUUAGCGAGUAUGGUAACUGCAGCAAUUUUACCACCCCCAUGGGCAAAUCCAAAUAUAAACCCUUGUGCUUCUAAGCCUAGGGGUUGGCAACUAUUAUUCUGGCCACCGGAUGGCCAAUGCUAUAAAAUAUUCCAGAUGGGUUACCCAUGCCCAGAAACAAUGGAACUUAGUCCAGUUACAUUCGGACAAAAUUACACCGCUGACAACUCGUUUAUUUUUUAUUUAAUAAAGUACCUAUCAGACUUAGAAGUUUCUUUCGACAUUUACGUUAGUGUAUUUUUAGAUGGGUUACCCAUGCCCAGAAACAAUGGAACUUAGUCCAGUUACAUUCGGACAAAAUUACACCGCUGAGUGUAGAUGUCCGCCCAAAACUGCCUUGCAUGAAGAUGAGAAUCGAUGCUACCAAAUUUUUACUAAAGGGCCAUGUCCAAAGGGUUAUUUUUUCGGACCGAAUGAAGAACGCUCUAAUAAAACCACAAAACUACACCUGGGUGCUUGCCAAAAAAUAAAGAAAUGUCCUAGUACAAACGAAAUAUAUUAUCCUAAGACAAAUCGUUGUUACAACACCUUAACAAGAGGACCAUGCCCUAAAGGACUUCUGAUAACCGUUUCAGAUGAAGAAAUUGCUAAAUGUGAGUGCUCCAAUAAUGGCCACACCAAGCAAAAUUAUUACACGCAAACUAAAAGCUGUUUUGAACAUUUUACCAAAGGACCAUGCAAGGAAAGGGGGGCCAUAUUUCUGCCAGAAAAAGAAUGUGGGUGUAAUGACCUUCUACCCCACUUUGAUAAAAAUACAGAAAUGUGUUACGAAAUAGGAACUGCAGGACCUUGUCAACCUGGAGAACACUUCCUAGUUGAACCUAAUGAAUACAACGCACGAUGUCAGUGCAAAGCUGGUUAUGUACGAUACGAACUUGAUUCGAAGUGCUACCGACCCUACACCCAAGGACCUUGUCCGGCACAUCACAUACUCCUCAAUUCAACCACUUGUAUAGUUCAACCUUGCAAUCGUGGUCAUUUAUAUUUCCCUGAUGAAGGAAAAUGCUUCAGAAUAGGCAUGAGAGGCCCUUGUGCCCCUGGAAAACUUGUAACCUUCGAUUUUGACACAAAGCCUUCACUAGAGGGCGUGUCUUACCGAGGAAAGUGCCAUUGCAACGCGCGCACUUCUUGUGAAAAAAGUGAAAUUCAAAAGUGUGCUGGUAACAAAAACAAUGUGUACUAUGAGGGACGGUGUUACGAAUUAUAUAAAAAGGGGCCAUGUCCCGAAGGUGCGUGGAUGGCGAUUAAAAGACAAAAACGGGACCAAAUUUGGGACGAAGGGAGUUACUUAGAGGGAAUUUGUGAGUGUAUACCCGGUUUUAAGACGAUCUCUGGGAAGAAUAAUGAGUUAAUCGAAUGUGUCUCUCCGACUGAAAUUUUAGCUAUUUAUCUAAACGAUCAGUAUUCAUUAGCAACCGAUUUAAACUAUAAUAAAAACACGUGAAAUCGACGGUAUGUUUAGUGAAUAAAAACAAUUAUCUAUUUAUUUAAAUCUAAAUCCUGUAAUGACUUUUACUUUAGUUCAAAUAAAAUGAAUUUAGAAAAUUAGAUAUUUUGCAGUAUUCACCUUUAAACUCCAAAAGCCACAAACUUUCAUUAUGUUAGGGUUCCUUUUAAAAACCCUUUUUAAUUCAUU